UGUUGUCAACGGGAAAAAGCUUGAAAAGCCUAGAAUUCUCAAGAAAGAAAAGCUCAAGAAAAAAUGGCGGAUUUGGUGGUUCUUUCUCAAUCUUCUCUUCUACUGCCAAAGUUUCGCUCACACUCUCCAACUCUAGGGCUUCCCCCUCUUCGCUACUCAUCUCCUUCGUGCUUCAGCCAGAGAUCCGUGUUCCACUCUUUGACCGGAACGAUUCGCGCCAAUUCGUCGGCAAACCCCCUUUCCCGGAAAAUCCCCAUUUCUAGGGUUUCCUCCAGCUCGAACUCCCCAAACUCCGCCUUUCCACCAGGCACAGGCGGCGGAGACGGUCUCGGCGGCGGAGGGAACAACAACGGCGGCGGUGGCGGCGGUAAAGAAGAGAGCGGCGGCGGAUCGGGCGACGGCAAGAAGAUGUCGAUGUCGCAGAAAUUGACUCUGGCGUACGCGGCUCUGGUCGGAGCUGGCGGGGUUAUGGGGUACUUGAAGGGCGGCAGCCAGAAAUCGCUGGUCGCCGGGGGAAUAUCGGCCCUGGCGCUGUGCCUCGUUUACGGCCAACUCGCGUCGAGACCGGUGCUUGCGUCGUCGCUGGGGCUGGGCGUGUCGGCGGCGCUGCUGGGGGUGAUGGGGUCGCGGUUCAAGAGUUCGGGGAAGGUUUUUCCGGCGGGGGUUGUGUCGCUUGCGUCGCUUGUGAUGGCCGGCGGGUACCUUCACGGGAUUAUGCGCAGCUUGCACUGAGUGGUUUGAUUUGAUCGGAUCGGAAUAGUCUUCUGAGUGUUGUUUGUGUUAGUUGUGUUUUUUUUUGGGUGGUUUUAUUUUCUGGGUUGUGUUUUGGUGAAAAUGAAACUGCUACUUUGUUAAAUGGAAGACGAUAAUGACACCUUUUCUAGUUUAAAA
Malania oleifera is the source of this 891-nucleotide messenger RNA. Its product is annotated as protein FATTY ACID EXPORT 2, chloroplastic-like. Gene Ontology annotation, cellular component: membrane. Bases 64 to 732 code for a protein of 222 amino acids. Lineage: Eukaryota; Viridiplantae; Streptophyta; Magnoliopsida; Santalales; Ximeniaceae. The transcript has a single exon. The record is from RefSeq and is a predicted model, not a curated record.